This is a messenger RNA of Amphiprion ocellaris (clown anemonefish), 3342 nucleotides long. Its product is annotated as discoidin domain-containing receptor 2-like. Gene Ontology annotation, cellular component: membrane; signaling receptor complex. Bases 180 to 2777 code for a protein of 865 amino acids. NCBI's taxonomy places the organism in Eukaryota, Metazoa, Chordata, Actinopteri, Pomacentridae. Gene Ontology annotation, molecular function: ATP binding; collagen binding; protein tyrosine kinase collagen receptor activity. The transcript has 17 exons. The record is from RefSeq and is a predicted model, not a curated record. Gene Ontology annotation, biological process: multicellular organism development; protein phosphorylation; positive regulation of kinase activity.
CCUCUCUCUCUCUCUUUUCCACUCCCAGAAAGUCCUUCCGAGGAAGAGGUCAGCAGCUCACAGUGCUGAAUGCAUCAACUCACAGUAGAUGUGGAAUAUUCCCCGAGACAGAUGGUUUCAUAAAAAAGAAGAGAGGAACUUGCAAAAAGUGUGCAGCUUCUUGAGAAGACGUGAAGGUCAUGGAGGUUAAACUGAUCUCAGUCCAGAUCUUCUUUAUCCUGCUGGCUGUCACUGUAAGAGCCCAAGUCAACCCAGAAAUGUGCCGCUAUCCUCUCGGUAUGACCGGUGGGCAGAUUCAGGACGAGGACAUCUCUGCUUCCAGUCAGUGGUCUGAGUCCACUGCUGCAAGAUUCGGAAGACUUGACUUUGACAACGGAGACGGUGACGGCGCCUGGUGUCCUGACAUCAUGUCAGAGCCGGACGGCCUCAAAGAGUAUCUCCAGGUGGACCUGCGUUCGCUGCACUUUAUCACGCUCGUGGGCACCCAAGGUCGCCAUGCUGACGGCAUGGGUAAUGAGUUUGCCCAGAGGUACAGGAUCAAGUACAGCAGAGACGGCAGCAACUGGGUGGGAUGGCACGAUAGGAAGGGAAGGCAGGUCAUCGAGGGCAACAGGAAUGCAUACGAUGUGGUCCUGAAGGAUCUGGAGCCUCCCAUCAUCGCUCGCUUUGUUCGCUUCAUGCCUGUGACGGAUCACUCCAUGAUCGUGUGCAUGAGAGUGGAGCUGUACGGGUGUGAAUGGCUGGACGGCCUGAUGUCUUAUAGCAUCCCAGAUGGAGACCAAAUGAUCUACAGAGGCCUGGACGUCUUCUUUAAUGACUCUGUGUACGAUGGCGCUUCAGCUGAAAGACUGACCAAGGGCCUCGGCCAGCUCACAGACGGCACUUGGGGUCUGGACGACUUCCUCCACAGCCACAUCUAUGGCAUGUGGCCCGGAUACGACUACGUGGGAUGGAGCAACAAGAGCUUCCCCAAAGGUUACGUGGAGACAAUCUUCGAGUUCGACCACGUCCGAAACUUCACAUCCAUGAAGGUUCACUGCAGUAACAUGUUUGGCCGAGGAGUGAGGAUGUUCAGACAGGUCACUUGUUACUUCCGGUCAGGGUCAGACUGGGAGUCCGACCCCGUGACCUUCAGGCCUGCUGUCGACCGCACCAGCCAAAGCGCCCGUUUUGUCAACGUGCCCCUCGGGGAUCGAACGGCCAGCGCCAUCAAAUGCCGUUUCCACUUCAGUGACCUUUGGAUGCUGUUCAGUGAGGUGGCCUUCCAGUCAGGCUCAGCGGUUUACAAUACAUCUCUGGCUCCUCGCAAACAUGGACAUCCCACAAACACACUGCCAGGAGAUGAUCCCACUCAUAAAGUGGAUGACAGCAACACGAGGAUCCUGAUUGGCUGCUUGGUGGCCAUUAUAGCCAUCCUAUUGGCUAUCAUCGUCAUCAUCCUGUGGCGGCAGGUCUGGCAAAAGAUGCUUGAAAAGGCAUCCCGUCGCAUGUUGGACGAUGAACUCACCGCUCGUCUCGCCGUCCAGACUCAGGCCUUCUCCUUCCGCCACUCCUCUCUGUCCAGCGAAGGCGGCUCGACCUCCAACUCCACCUAUGAGAGGAUCUUCCCCCUCUGUGCCGACUACCAAGAGCCUUCACGCCUCAUCCGGAAGCUGCCCGAGUUUGCUCAGUCCUCCGAGCAGCUUGAACCGAGCGCCUCCUUCAGAGCUCUGACAACCAGCGGUUCAGAUGGAGCUCCCCACUAUGCAGAGGCGGAUAUCAUCAGUCUGCAGGAGUCUUCAGACAGCAGCACCUACUCCAUCACAGCUGUCAGCAUGAAUCUCUUCGCUGGCACUGACUCAUCCAUGAGAGAGUUUCCCAGACAGAAGCUCACCUUCAAGGAGAAACUGGGAGAGGGCCAGUUUGGAGAAGUGCACUUGUGUGAGGCCGAGGGCAUGCAGGACUUUUUGGAUGAGGAUUUGUCUAUCGAGGGAAACAACGAGUCACCUCUGCUCGUUGCUGUUAAAACAUUACGGGAAGAUGCGAACAAGAACGCAAGGAAUGACUUCCUGAAAGAGAUCCGGAUCAUGUCUCGCCUGAGGGACCCCAACAUUGUCCGUCUGCUGGCGGUUUGCGUGGACACGGACCCUCUGUGCAUGAUCACUGAAUACAUGGAAAAUGGAGACCUGAACCAGUUUCUGUGCAAUCUCAGACUGAAGGAGGCCGCUGAUGAAGACAAGACAGAACAGGAGGAGAAAGAAGAGAAGAGUUUGGUCAGUUACACUAAACUGAUCGGCAUGGCAGUGCAGAUUGCAUCCGGAAUGAAGUACUUGUCCUCUCUCAACUUCGUCCACCGUGAUCUGGCGACACGUAACUGUCUGGUGGGUAAAAACUUCACCAUAAAGAUCGCUGACUUCGGCAUGAGUCGGAACCUGUACAGAGGAGAUUACUACCGGAUCCAGGGCCGAGCCGUCCUGCCCAUUCGCUGGAUGUCCUGGGAGAGCAUCCUGCUAGGUAAGUUUACCAUGGCCAGUGAUGUUUGGGCGUUCGGGGUGACUCUGUGGGAAAUUCUGACGCUGUGUAAAGAGCAGCCUUAUUCCCAGCUCUCUGAUGAGCAGGUCAUUGAAAACACAGGAGAGUUUUUCAGAGACCAAGGCAAGCAGGUUUACCUUCCAAAGCCUCCCUGCUGUCCUGACAGAGUCUACAAUGAUCUCAUGCUAAGCUGUUGGAGGAGAAACGCCAAGCAAAGGCCGAGCUUUCAGGAGAUACACGCUCAGCUGAUGGAGAGUUCGGCAUAGCACAUGGGAUUUAUAGUUUCUCUCUGCCAUGCACUGUCCUCUUUGAUUCCUUCAGUGUGGAUUUGUUUGGAUUUUAUUCAGAGUCAGGGGCAACACAUCAAGUGAUUUUGUAAAUGCUUGCUUGUCACAAUGGUGCUGUAUAAAAUGACACAUGAAGAUACACUUGAACAGAGCCUGAUAUUGUAGAUAUCAUGCAAAUUAGCACAAUGUACUCACACCUCUGUGUAUUUAUUAACUACUUUUUAUUUCUCAUGCUAUGUCUAUUUAUAGAGUACUUCAUGGUAAUCCUAGAUUAAACAGUUGUGAAUGUUUUUUAAAGUCUUUUACCCAUGCAUAGCCAUGUAUUUCUACUGCACAUUUAUUAGAGAAUGCCAGCACUGUUGUGUGACCUUUGACAUUUUGUUGAUGAGAAUGUGUUUUACCAUGCAGAAGCUCAGUUACAUGUUUUAUAAACAUGUUGCAGAGAUAAAUUUGCUGUAUAUAGUGGACAAGUAGGAAAGAACAAACAUUUUUAUCAUAUUUCAGACCAAGGAUUCUUGUAAAUAAAGAAAAAAUAAUAAUUGAU